AUGGCAAAAGCAAACUAUGGAUACUACAGAGGCACUAUAUUUCUGGCCAUGUUUGUGGGCUACACGCUGUACUACUUUAACAGAAAGACUUUUUCCUUUGUGAUGCCCUCGCUUAUGCAAGAAAUUAAGCUGGACAAGGAUGACCUGGGCAUGAUCACCAGUAGUCAGUCUUUGGCCUACGCUAUCAGCAAGUUCAUCAGCGGCGUGCUUUCGGACCAGAUCAGUGCCCGCUGGCUCUUCUCCAUUGGCCUGUUCAUGGUGGGAGGCAUCAACGUGGUCUUCUCUUGGUCCUCCACUGUCGCUGUCUUCUCUGCACUGUGGUUUCUCAAUGGUCUGGGACAAGGCCUGGGCUGGCCUCCCUGUGGCAGGGUGCUGCGGAAGUGGUUCGAGCCCUCUCAGUUCGGGACAUGGUGGGCAGUUCUCUCCUGCAGCAUGAAUCUUGCCGGCAGCUUGGGCCCCAUUAUCGCCACGGUUCUGGCCGAGAGUUACAGCUGGAGAGCAAUACUCUCUGUCUCCGGGAUGAUUUGUGUGGCACUCUCCUUUGUGUGCCUGCUGGUUAUCAAGAACGAGCCUAAGGAUGUGGGGCUGCCCAACAUAGAGGCAGUGGCCAAGAAGAGCAAAGGAGGAUCCUCCAGCGAUGAGAGCACCCUGUCUGAGUUCCUGCUGUCACCCUACCUGUGGCUGCUGUCCGUGUCCUACCUCGUGGUGUUUGGGGUGAAGACAGCCUGCACUGACUGGGGCCAGCUGUUCCUCAUCCAGGACAAGGGCCAGUCCACACUCAUGGGGAGCUCAUACAUGAGCGCUUUGGAGGUUGGAGGCCUGUUGGGGAGUCUUGCAGCAGGAUACUUCUCUGACAAGGCUGUGGCCAAACAAGGGAUGAGAAUCUAUGGCAAUCCUCGACAUUUCAUCCUGAUCUGCAUGAUGGCUGGAAUGUUUGUGUCCAUGUACCUGUUCAGAGUCACAGUUACUCCUGACAGCUCAAAGGUGUGGAUACUCAGCUUGGGUGCAGCUUUUGGAUUCUCCUCUUAUGGACCAAUAGCAUUGUUUGGAGUUAUAGCCAAUGAAAGUGCCCCAUCUAACUAUUGUGGGACAUCACAUGCCAUUGUUGCCCUGAUGGCCAACAUCGGUGGCUUUCUUUCCGGACUACCAUUCAGCACCAUUGCCAAGCACCACGGCUGGGAAAUGGCCUUCUGGGUAGCAGAGAUCGUCUGUUUAGUCACCGCCAUCGGAUUCUUCCUGCUACGUAACAUCCGAACCAAGAUGGGACACGUGUCCAAGAAGGCAGACUAACAUCAUUACGCCUCAUCCUCUGCCCUCAGAGGAAAACGGAAAAAUUUGAGCCCUGAUUGUAUUUUCAUAUUUUUUCUGAGUAGAUUUUUUUAUACCACAAUGUUUCCACUGUCAGUUUUGCAUUACAUAAACAGGAAUCAAGCUGAGCACUUUGUCUUCAAAAAACCUGUUGUGCAAGGUGCUUCUUUAUACAAAGUAUUUACAGCCUGAACGUGGUCAAUCAGUUACUUGGCAAGGAAAGGUAAAUGAUGACUGCACAUUAUGUAAAUCACAUAAUGAAUUGUGGCAAAAACAAAAUUACGCACAGUUUACUCUUCAAAGGCCACUGCAAUAUGUCAAUGGUAAGAGUGCCAAACUAAAGCCUGGUUUAAAAAAUGGUACACUAAACAUCUGGGUUAAAAAAAGAAAUGUUAUAAUCAUGAAUGGACGUAUAAGACUUACACAAUACUUUCUGAAAAACGCACAAUGUGUGGGCUGCAUUAUGAGAGCAGUCAAAGGCUUGAAUAAAUUAUACUUUGUUGUUA
Stegastes partitus (bicolor damselfish) is the source of this 1814-nucleotide messenger RNA. RefSeq names its product solute carrier family 37 member 4a (gene slc37a4a). Gene Ontology annotation, biological process: phosphate ion transmembrane transport; glucose-6-phosphate transport. The record is from RefSeq and is a predicted model, not a curated record. NCBI's taxonomy places the organism in Eukaryota, Metazoa, Chordata, Actinopteri, Pomacentridae. Gene Ontology annotation, molecular function: glucose 6-phosphate:phosphate antiporter activity. The transcript has 8 exons. The coding region runs from base 1 to 1290 and encodes 429 amino acids. Gene Ontology annotation, cellular component: endoplasmic reticulum membrane.